GAAACCCACGUCACAAUGUCAGAAAUCGACGCCCAAAAAUGCUUCGAUGUGGCCUUAGAUCUCGUCAAAGAUGCGGGGAAGGUUGUACGAGAAGCAAUCAAAAAGAAGAAGAAUAUUGAGACCAAGAGCUCAGCAGUAGAUUUGGUGACUGAAUCAGACAAGGCAGUUGAGAAGAUGCUUAUUUCUGGCUUGUCUGAGGCCUUCCCUGACCACAAGUUUAUUGGUGAAGAGUCAGUAUCUGCGGGAGAGAAGUGUAUCCUAACUGAUGAGCCAACAUGGAUCAUUGACCCCAUAGAUGGGACCAUGAACUUUGUGCACAGCUUCCCCUACACAUGCAUCUCUGUUGGACUGUGGGUAAAGAAGGCGGCCUUGGUGGGUGUUGUGUACAACCCUGUGCUUGAGCAGAUGUUCACUGCCAUCAAGGGGCAAGGAGCAUUCCUGAAUGGCGAGAAGAUUUCCGUGUCUGGCGAGACCGAGCUUGGCCAAGCUCUUGUCUUCUCUGAGAUAGGCACAAGCCUAGACCCUGAGAAGGUCAACACUGUGCUGACCAACAUAACAAAUCUUAUGCCAAAAGUCCAUGGAAUCCGUGCAAUGGGCUCAUGCACACUGAACAUGUGCCAUGUGGCAAUGGGUGGCGUUGACGUGUGCUUUGAGUUUGGCAUUCACGCCUGGGACAUGGCUGCAGGGUACCUCGUAGUGACGGAGGCCGGGGGUGUUGUGGUUGACACUGAGGGCGGUCCGUUCGACAUCAUGCGGAGGCGAGUGCUGUGCGCUUCGUCGCCCGAACUGGCUGAGAAGAUUUCCAAGUUGCUGAAGCAGUACCAGCCCGAGAGAGAUGGCGUCACCAAGUAAUUGUUUCAUCUUUUUUCUUUUUUUUUUCUUCGGCGUUGGAGGGUCUCUUGUUGUGCCGUCAUGUCGACCAAAUCAGAUUGGUUUGCGAAAGGGAUGACUGGGCUGUUUUGACUACGGUUUGAUUUGAAUUUUGAUAUCGGGGUUUGAUUUUGGUUUGAUUUGAAUUAUGAUGUGCAAGUAUUAAUCCAAUAUUAAAUUUGAUGCAAGCAGUUAUCAAAUACAAGUGGGGAAAAUGAUUUUUACUUGUUCUUUAUUUUUUUUGUUUAAUUUUAACAAGGGGUAGUUUGAAAUAGAUGUAUUCUGACUUGAAAGGAAAUCAUUUUGUAGCCAAAAUGUGUACUUAGAUUUCAUUUUGUUUUUUUCUGAAUAAUUCAGUUUUAACUCUAUUUAAUUUUAACAAUGUGUAGCUGGAUUCUAUUCCAAAGAGUAGUUUGAUCAUUUUGUUUCAAGAUAUGAGACCAAUAUCUUGUUGUAUACUAACAUGAUAACACCCAUAAUGUUCCUAUAUAGAAUGUAACAAAACAAUUUUUUCUUUUUCUUUUUCUUUUACUUUGGUUUGUAUUCAUUUCCUAAGAAAAGUUUCUAACAAAGGGACUUUAUGUAAUCUAUUGUAUUCAGCAAUCUUGUAUUAUUUACUGGUCUCUCUAUGUAUAAGCUAAGGAUCAGUGAAAUUAUAUUAAAUGAAAGUUAAUAAC
Messenger RNA from Penaeus chinensis, 1547 nucleotides. Its product is annotated as inositol monophosphatase 1-like. Gene Ontology annotation, biological process: inositol metabolic process; phosphatidylinositol phosphate biosynthetic process; signal transduction. Gene Ontology annotation, molecular function: inositol monophosphate 1-phosphatase activity. The record is from RefSeq and is a predicted model, not a curated record. Lineage: Eukaryota; Metazoa; Arthropoda; Malacostraca; Decapoda; Penaeidae.